Molecule: messenger RNA, 696 nt
Organism: Fonsecaea erecta
Lineage: Eukaryota; Fungi; Ascomycota; Eurotiomycetes; Chaetothyriales; Herpotrichiellaceae
Exons: 1
Coding region: 1-696 (231 amino acids)
Source: RefSeq, a predicted model, not a curated record
AUGGCCAACGACUCCACCACCCAUCCCGUGGGCAACAACCGCUUUCUCCAGCGCGCGUAUGCACUAUCCAGCGCUGCCGAAGCCCGUGACCUCUACAACGAGUGGGCGUCGGAAUACGACAAGGACCUCGCGGCCGAGGACUAUGCCGCACCCAGACUCGCCGCACAGGCGCUGGUCGAUGCGGUCGCCCACGAUGGGGUCGCACAGCAGCAGCAGCAACAGCGGCUAGGGGGCCUCGAGAUCUUAGACGCCGGCUGCGGCACGGGGCUGGUGGGCGUGGAGCUCGCGCGGCUCGAAUCCAGGCAGCACGUCACAGGCCUGGACAUCAGCUCGGGCAUGCUGGCCGUCGCACGCCGCACGGGAGUCUAUGCCGCGCUCGAGCAGGCCGACCUAUCCCACCCGAUCGCGAAGCCCGACGAGUCCUUCGACGCCGUCGUCUGCGUGGGCACCCUUACCCGCGGCCACGUCGGUCCGCAGGUCCUUGAGGAAUUUGUGCGGGUGGUAAAGCAUGGGGGAUUUAUCGUCGUGACCGUCCUCGACGAUAUCUGGGUCAGUGCCGGGUUCAGCGCCGAGGUCGAGCGCUUGCGGACGGCCAGUGCCAGUAUGAAUAAGAUUGAGGUCCUGCGCUCAGAGGUGAUGGGCUUCAGGUCGACGACGAAUGUUGGUGGGAGGCUCUUGGUGCUGCGAAAGGUGUAA